Orycteropus afer afer is the source of this 342-nucleotide messenger RNA. RefSeq names its product placenta-specific gene 8 protein-like. The record is from RefSeq and is a predicted model, not a curated record. Lineage: Eukaryota; Metazoa; Chordata; Mammalia; Tubulidentata; Orycteropodidae. The coding region runs from base 1 to 342 and encodes 113 amino acids. Gene Ontology annotation, biological process: positive regulation of transcription by RNA polymerase II. The transcript is spliced from 3 exons.
AUGGAACCUCAGGCACCAGUGAUCAUUAUGAAUCAACCUGGGUAUUGUCAGCCAGCCCAAACCUCCAAGUGGCAAACUGGCCUUUGUGAUUGCUUCAGUGACUGCACAGUCUGUCUUUGUGGCACAUUUUGUUUCAUGUGCCUUGGAUAUCAAGUUGCAGCUGACAUGAAUGAAUGCUGUUUGUGUGGAACAAGUGUCGCAAUGAGGACCCUCUACAGGACUCGAUACAACAUCCCUGGAUCCAUCUGUGGGGACUUCUUUUCAACUCUUUGCUGUCCUCAUUGUUCUCUUUGCCAAAUCAAGAGAGACAUCAACAGAAGGAGAGCCAUGAAUGCUUUCUAA